This is a messenger RNA of Phytophthora sojae, 1387 nucleotides long. RefSeq lists its product as hypothetical. The coding region runs from base 172 to 1293 and encodes 373 amino acids. The record is from RefSeq and is a predicted model, not a curated record. The transcript is spliced from 3 exons. NCBI's taxonomy places the organism in Eukaryota, Oomycota, Peronosporomycetes, Peronosporales, Peronosporaceae.
CACGAGAGAAGCGGUCGAUCGCCGCCGCAUCGGCCCCGGACCGCAGCGCAGCGCAGAGCAGACAGACCAGGGCCCGACAGGCAUGCUGCGCUUCUAGACCGGCGCCUUCCUUUCUCUCGUCCCCCCCGUGCCCAAUCGAAGAGAGAAGAGGGAAGCCCCGACCGACCGUGGAUGGCCGACAUCGCCAUGACUGGAGAAGCCGGCGCCAACCGCACGUUCCGCUCCAUCUUCGGCGACCGGGAGCAGCGGCACGACGAGGUGCUCAAGCUGGAGCUGGAGCAGAGCGACGGCAGCGCGUCGGGCGCCGGCGACGUGGGCGCCCCGGGAGCUGUGGUGCUGGCCAUGGACGACGACGACGAAGCCAUGUGGAGCGACGAGCCGCCGCUAGACGGAGACGCUGCGGACAACAACGACCUACCGGGGCUCCACUUUGCACAACGCAAGUCCAUGGAGGAGUGGGCAGACGACGACGACGAAGAGGAGAACUGGAAAGACGCACUGCAGGACCGCGUCAACCAACUGGAGCUCGCCUUUCAGCACAAUAAUGACGCUGCGGCGGCGGAGUCCAGGCGGAGAUUCGAGGAGCAGCAGCAGCAGCACUUGCAGCAGACCCCAACACAGCGUGUCGACUUCAGCCAGUCUCUGCCAGCGUCGACUCGGUUCACUGCGUCAGGUGGGAGCUCGGAGCGACCUCGACAAGGUACUCGUCACAAGAUGCAACGCACAUCUUCGUCACAUGCGUGCAUCACUGGCGACAAUGGGUCGUCAAGCCGUCCAAACCAUCUCUGGAACUUUCAGCGUAAAGUAGCGGGAGCGCCAGCGCCGUCACCGAUCCAGAUUGCCCAAGAUUCACGCAGGCGGUCAACCUCCAUAGAUUUCGUGGCCCGCAACAUUCAAUCGGUCGAGCACCAUCGCAAGCGCUCGGGUUCUAUGAGCGGCAUUUCCAGCAGGACAGACUCGCCCCGACAUUCGCUCUCUCGGAAGGACUCGCAGGAGAGCAAACGGAGCAGCCUCAGCCGAAGUAAUAGUAGUAGUAGUUUCCGCGGGAACAAGGCAGCUGCGCCAGCCGGGGGCACAUCAUCAGGCGCGGCGGUAUUUAUCCUGAGCGACACAGAAGCCAUUCGCCGAUUCGUGCUCGACGAUGUCAAAACCAUGUCCAUGGAGCGACUCGUAGGCGAUGCCCAGCGCUUGCAUUUCUUAGAGGAUUUCUACCAGAAUCACCACCCCGCGCCCGCCGAUACGAUCGUGGCUCCACCGUCGCCUUCCUCCUCUUCACCCAUGUCGACGUCCUGACCGCACUCCGCUCUAUUAUAUUCCUUUGCUUACUUUGCUGAUCGGAUGCGAUAUUUUGCUGCAUGCUUAUUUAACAGCUAGUAUUUCGCUGCAC